Messenger RNA from Glycine soja, 2341 nucleotides. Its product is annotated as ataxin-10-like. Gene Ontology annotation, cellular component: cytosol. The transcript is spliced from 4 exons. The record is from RefSeq and is a predicted model, not a curated record. The coding region runs from base 350 to 1846 and encodes 498 amino acids. NCBI's taxonomy places the organism in Eukaryota, Viridiplantae, Streptophyta, Magnoliopsida, Fabales, Fabaceae.
AAUUAAAACAAAAUUUUCUAAACAUCUUGUCUUCAACAACAUUGGAACAGCUCUGAGCUCUCUCUGGUCCUCAAUCGUGAGCUCAUUCGAACCGCCACCACCGCCACCGCCACCACCACGACGUCCUCCAUCGCCUCCCAGUGUGGAGGAUCCUCAGAGAACCGAAGAUUAAUUUAAUAAGAGUGUUGAUUAAUAUCCUCCAGUUGCAACACCCUAACUCCCUAAGUCACACUCACACCGUCACAGCACCGUGAUUUUCUGCAGACCAAAGAUCCCUAAUUUAAUCGCACGUCGUCGUUCCUGCCAGCAGAACACAGAGGCCACCGUCGUGUGUUGUUCAAUCUAAGCAAUGGGUGGUGAUACAGCAUUUUUGGAGCACCCCAUAUCAGAAGAUACACUUCAGUUACUCUUUGAAGCCUCCAACUCUUCUAACAUGGAAAAGUCCUUAGAGAUUCUCAUUCAGAAUGCCAAAUCUGAUUCUGGGCGUUUGGAACUAGCUUCUAAAAGGAUUCUCCCUGCAGUACUUAAUAUAGUUCACUCACUCACUCAUGCUUCACAUCACCAUCACCAUCAGCAUAAUCAUAUUCUUUGUUUGUCUUUCAAGCUCCUCAGAAACUUGUGUGCUGGAGAAGCUGCAAACCAGGACUCAUUUCUUGAGCUUGAUGGGGUGGCGGUUGUUUGUAGUGUUCUGAGGUCAGAGGCUGCUUGUUCAGGCCCUGAUCAUGGAUUGGUUCGGUGGGGUCUGCAGGUUCUGGCAAAUGUUUCUUUGGCGGGAAAACAGCAUCAAUGUGCUAUUUGGGAAGAGCUCUAUCUGGAUGGGUUUGUAUCACUUGCUAGACUUCACACCAAGGAGACUUGUGACCCGUUGUGUAUGGUGAUUUAUACAUGUUGUGAUGGAAACCCGGAAUGGUUUAAACGGUUGUCCAGUGAGGAUGGAUGGUUUGUAAUGGCAGAAAUUGUGAGAACUGCCUCUUCUGCUAGUUUUGGUGAGGAUUGGUUGAAGUUGCUUCUUUCAAGAAUAUGCCUCGAAGAGUCUCAAUUGCCCGUGUUGUUUUCCAAAUUGCAGUUUGCGGAUGUUCCUAAGGUUGAAGUUGCUGAGUCAAAAGAUGAUCACUUUUCAUUUGAACAAGCAUUUCUUCUGCGAAUCCUAUCAGAAAUCUUGAAUGAACGGCAUAAAGAUGUUACUGUUUCAAAGGAUGUUGCAUUGUUUGUUUUUGGGAUAUUCAAGAAUUCUAUUGGGGUUCUUGAACAUGCAACGAGAGGGAAGUCUGGUCUUCCUAGUGGCUUUGUUGGGGUUGAUGUUCUUGGCUACUCUCUUACCAUACUGAGGGACAUUUGUGCUCAAGAUGGUGUGAGAGGUAAUACAGAGGAUUCAAAUGAUGUUGUUGAUGCGCUAUUGUCAUAUGGCCUCAUAGAGUUGCUUUUGUAUUUGCUUGAAGCCCUUGAACCUCCAGCAAUAAUCAGGAGAGGACUCAAACAAUGUGAGAAUCAAGAUGGUGCUAGUUGUUCCUUCAAACCAUGCCCUUAUAAGGGCUUCAGGCGAGACAUAGUUGCACUUAUUGGCAACUGUGUUUAUAGAAGGAAGCAUGCACAAGAUGAAAUCCGACACAGGAAUGGAAUUCUACUUCUAUUGCAGCAGUGUGUUACUGAUGAAGAUAAUCCUUUCCUGAGAGAAUGGGGCAUAUGGUCUGUAAGGAAUAUGUUGGAGGGCAACGAUGAGAACCAAAAGGUAGUUGCUGAAUUGGAGAUUCAAGGAUCUGCUGAUGUGCCUGAAAUUACUUCACUUGGUCUCCGAGUGGAAGUUGAUCAGAGAACCAGACGUGCAAAGCUUGUAAACAUCCCGUGAAAGAUCACUAUAACUUGGUUGAAUCUAUGCAUAUUAGUCUUAACUAACUAGUACGGUGAUAUGGUCUCUUGGUUGGAUUUUAGGUUGGGACUCUUUUCCCGUUUUCUUUUUCUUUUCAAAUUGGAACUGCUGUUUCUUUUGUCAAUGGAAGUUCGGAAGAAAAUUCAUAUUUAGAAUAGAAAUUGUAGAUGUCCAAACAAUUUUGCAGAAUCCCCAUCAAUACCCAUGACAAUUUAUCAAGCAAUGUCAGAUGGGGGAGGAAAAAGCCAAACAGCAGAACAAAGGCAAUAUAAAUAUAAACAUUGAGAAAUGUGUUUAUUAUUGGGUAAGGAAGUGGGGUUAUGUAGUUUAUUAUAUUUUGGUUUUAGUUGUAUAAUAUCAUUAGAUACUAUCUUUUGAUUUCUCUUACCAGUUUUAUCUAUUCCAUGUGCAUAUGUUAAUAUGUAAUCAAUUGACUUCUUAAGUUUUAAUUUCAACAGAUUUUUUUUUGCUGUU